Molecule: messenger RNA, 3072 nt
Organism: Platichthys flesus (European flounder)
Lineage: Eukaryota; Metazoa; Chordata; Actinopteri; Pleuronectiformes; Pleuronectidae
Gene: ppp1r3f
Product: protein phosphatase 1 regulatory subunit 3A
Exons: 4
Coding region: 300-2240 (646 amino acids)
Biological process (GO): regulation of glycogen biosynthetic process
Cellular component (GO): protein phosphatase type 1 complex
Molecular function (GO): protein phosphatase 1 binding; glycogen binding
Source: RefSeq, a predicted model, not a curated record
CGGUAGGUCAGGGCUAAAAUUAGAGGCGGCUCCUUCCUGCAGCCAAAGAGCGGUGCUUUAAGUCAUGUAAACCAGGGGAUACACUAUCACAAGGGGCUCGCAGCACAGACACGCUUUCCAUGGCUGACAUUUACUGUCACACGUUGACUGACAUGAGCCCGUGUGCGUAACGCCGGAGCAGCGCUGGAUCAACACCGGCCACCGCCGCGCAAACCUCGACUCUCUGGCUGUGGUUCGGGUUUUUUGCAUGGAGACGCCAUAUGUAGUGUUCUGAGCGCACAGGGUACACAUCUGCAAACAUGUCCUUCCUAACCAUACCGAACCAAGAGGGGCUUUUCACCACGAUCAGAACCGGCAAGUCAGCCGAGGGGGUACGCGGUGUCUCCUCCAUGUACGACGAGGAUAACAAUCACAACGAUGGGGAUGAGGAGGAAGAUGAAGAUGACGAUGACCCCGAGAAUGUCCGCCUCAUCCCCAGGUGCUCCCCGGUGCCCAGGAAGCGGGGCGCCUCAAUCCACGACGAGACCGCCGAGUACAUGCGCAUCCACUUUGCGCUCUCCGCCGCAGCGAAGAGAGUCUGGUUCGCCGACACCACGGGCGGAGACCUGGUGGACGUGAAGGAAUUCGUGGCCUUUGACUCGGACGACGAGGAGGACAGUGCGCGCUGGGAGGAAGAGGAGGCGAAGUACCGCAAACCACUGCGAGAGCCGACGUAUCGCGUGCAGCCGGAGUUCACGGCCCCUGCUGGCGGUGCGCUGCUGCAGGCGGUGCGCGCCAGCAAGGUGGAAGUGGAGCAGGUGACUCCGCUGGAGGACGAUCCUCUCGCCUUCUGCGGUUUAAUACGAGUCCUGAACGUGUCCUUCCACAAAGCGGUUUACAUCCGAUCCACCAUGGACAACUGGGUGACUUACUUCGACCACCCCGCAGAGUACGUCCAGGGCUCGAACGACGGGGACACGGAUCGAUUCUCCUUCAAGCUGUCGUUUGCGCCUCCGUAUGUCACGCACGGCUCACGCAUCGAGUUCGUGGUCCGCUAUGAAACGGCCGACGGGGAUUUCUGGGCCAACAACUCCUCUAUGAAUUAUGUGCUGACUCUGCUCCUGUCCUAUGAAGACGACCCAGCUCCCAGGGACAUCGACAUGCAAGAUGUCCGAGGCAUCCUGAAGCCUCCCAGGUAUUACAGUAUGAAUGAUGAUGAAUUUGAUUCAGAAGAUGAACAGGAAAAGGAAGAAGAGGAAACAGGGACCUGCAGGAGCGGACUCAUCCGACCCACAGCCGUCUGCCCCGUCAUCAUCCAGCCCGAGAUAGACGUGGAGAUUGCUGUUCACCCACCAGGUCCCUCUGCCCCACCCAACCACGAGCCUCCAUCUGUUGCCGGCACACUGUCCGCUCACACCGAAUCCCCGGGUGAACGCUCCCCUUGCACGUCUCCCCAAACCACACCACAAACUGAUUCAUCCUCUGUACUCUGUGCCGGUGAAUCGGUCCAGCCAAACAAGUCCCAGCCUUUACCCAGACUCCACUGUGAAUUAGUCGACCAAACGUCAGCGCAGCCCGUAGCCAGUAGUCUCUCUCCCCUGCAGCAGGAGUCAAGGCCCAGAUCAGACAGUUCCCAGGCUGAUGGAGAGGAAGUCCCUUCUUCAGAGGCCUCUCGCACGCAACCUCCAUCCACAGAGACGGAUCUGUGGCCAACAGGAGAGGACAGAUCGAUCGAAAGCCCGGCUAGUCGGCCUCGUCUCCAACCGGCUGCUGCACGUGUCUCUGUUCCCGGUGCGGCUCAGGGCCUCGAGCGAGAGGCUGCACUGGGAUUCAGUGAACACGCCCCAGGAUUAGCAGAAGGUUCCACCAGGUCUGCGGCGCGUCGUGAAGACGGUACGCUCACGUCCCCUGUGGCAGAGGGUCAGGCAGCUCUGGGAUCAGAAGGUGAAGCUCCACCAUCACCUGAACUCACAGAGAACGCCCCCGAGACCACAGGUGUAGCUGAGGCAUGUGAACACUCAGCUCCUCCGCCUGCCUGGGCCUGCGGAGAGAAAGGAGAUGCUCCCCAGAUUCUACCUGACACAUCAAUGGAGAAUCUAUCAAACACGUUGUCAGAGGCGUCUGAGCAGCAGUCGGCCCUGGGCAGGAAUCUGAUGCCAUCCAUCGUCUUCCUGAGCGGAGUCGUCUCCCUCUCCAUCGUGAUGCAGGAGCCCAGCGCGCUCUUCUUCAUCGGACUUCUUCUGGUCUUGCACCGUUUGUGAUCACGCCACACGAGUUCACCCUGAUCCGUUUGCUGGUGAAGUGCCUUUUCUCAUGAUUCCAAAAGAAGUAAUCGAGUUAAAACCACGUUGAAGUCGUGAAUCACUGUGUGAGUUCUUAGAGUUAUGUGUAUUUUCAUCAAAAGAAAGAAAAGAAAACACAUGUAGGGUUCAACUCGUGAGUAUUUCCAUGUCAUGGAGAAACUAUGAAAGAUAUAUGUGAUAUUUUCCUGCAGUGUUAAUAGAAUAGUUGUUUUGUUAUUUCCCAAUUCUUACCACAUUGUUAUCACUCUAAUGCCAAAUAACUAUAUAUCAUCACACAUUUUUAAGUGUUGUGUCAUGUGUGUAUGUGGGGUUGUGUAAUCUGAUUUUGUCAGUUCUGAAAUGCACUUGUUGUUUUUUCUUCGUGAGUGUUGUUGUGAGUGUGAAUCACAAUAAUUGUUAUGUCUGAAAAUCACAUUACCAUAGCGGGACAUAGUAUCACCAUAGAUAUGCACAAGUACAACAAGUAGUAUUUUUACCUUAAUGCUGCAAAAACAAAAUCAUGACUUUUAGUAAACACCAGAUAGAAGUGGAAGCUGCUCGAGGGAUAAAACAAGUGGAAAAAACUGUAUCCAGUGUGAAAUGUACUCAUGAUAUUUAUCAUUGAACAUUAGAGAACUAUUCCACUGUUGUGUGUUUUUCCUGUUAAACGCUUAUUGAUGUAGCAUAGCGUCAAACUUUAUCGCACUAUACUCUGACGACCUCACAGCCAGACCGGAGCCCUGAAUGACACGUUUGAAGUGAUGAAAGAUUUUGCAGUGUGUUGCCAUUAAACAUUUACUUAUAUCCUGUG